Ostertagia ostertagi is the source of this 1143-nucleotide messenger RNA. NCBI's taxonomy places the organism in Eukaryota, Metazoa, Nematoda, Chromadorea, Rhabditida, Trichostrongylidae. The record is from the annotation of a GenBank genome assembly.
GAGUGUCAAAUAAACUCUUUUCAGGGCUGUAUUCUGUGCCCGAACCCGGACACAUCCAGCGCUUACAAUACCGGUGGCGAGAGUUGUCGUUCGAAUUCCAUCACACCUGACGGAACCGUGAAAACGCCUCCACAAUUGACCGCGCCGGUGCCUGCAGUGGAGCCAAUGCCGAUGCCCACCGGCGUGCCGCCCCGUUCACCUCGACAAUUGCAUCGGUCGAAGAAUAUGCCGCUUUCGCCAACAGUGGAAAGCGUUGAUGAUCAGGCAAAUGUUGGCGCCGUUCGAACACCUGCAUCGAGGCGGAACAGCAGGCAUCAUCCGAAAGAAGUUCUGGAACUUCCAAAUCGUCUACACACUCCUGGUUAUGCGGACGAGAUCCCUAAUUCGUCGGCAGUCGACACACCGAUACCAACACGACGACGUUUCCCUCCGCUCCAGAUUCUGCCCACAAAGGACAGUUUAGAAUGUGCUAAACGGUUCAGGAUACCCUCCCUGUCGAUAGUGAUUCGAGAGCAGAACAAACAAAAUCACGGACCGAACAUUGCUACACAACAGAAGGUUCCAAUGCCGAAGUAUUUCCGGAGUAUUCAAACGAAAGAGAAAUUGUAUAUAAUCGAAAAGCCAGUAGAAGAAACGAAUGAAAUUAGUGACGAUCAUGGAGCUGCUGCUGGACCUUCGAAAAGAGCUCCGGACCAGCCUAGUCAAUCAAACGACACUAUUUUUACAAGUGGAGUAAAAAAUCCGGUGAAGCGACGAUGUGACGGUUCACGAUAUGUCGUGAAGCGACCGGCUCGGAAUCAAAUUCUGAAGAAACGGGCUGCACAGCUUAUCCGAGAACGAACAGGCAUCAGCACCGAUGAUGACGCCAUGAGCGAGCUGAAACUCGGACACUUUCACACACGUGAGGAGCGGAAGAAGCAUUUGGAAGAGGAACGACGAAGAAAAAUUCGUAAUCAACAAAAACUCAUCGAAUCGAAGAUCUCUCCCGCCGAUCAGAUGAUCGUGCAGUUAUCUCAGCGAAAAAUGCAACGUCGUAAAGAAAAGAUGCUGUUGGACGGUUUCGUGACCACACAAGAAGUGCUCAGUCAACGGAAUCCGGACACCACUGCCAAACAUGGGAUUCUCUCAGUUACCACCGUCUAG